CAUCCGGCGACCUGAUGCCGUGCGCGUCCACGUGUACGCAGCGUGCGCGCUCCCCUUCCUGCGGAAUUCAACGAGAGGAGGCUGAGGUCGCCCGACGAGAGACUCCCACAAGGAAAAGAAUGAACAAUAAAUUUGAUGCCAUUAGCUUAGCACAGGAGGAGGGUGUCGGCCGCAAAUCCACGGAGUGGUAGUUGUUGAGUGGCCGGGAAACCGCGUGGAGGCUCGGCUUGAACUAGACACCCAACGCGGCCUGAAUCAGCGAUGAUGGAGCUCGCAAAAAUGAUGUGGGCGAACUCUGGCGAGGGUUUUAACAAGAGAUUGAAAGAUGACGACAGCGGUGACCACGACCAGGAACAAGGCUCACUGAAAGAUGGUGAGAAGGAAAAAAUCGAAGACAACGACAAGGAACAGAACUCCACGAGGAAAAAAAUGGUGAUUCCAGGGGUAGGUGAGCACCCUCUUCAGUACAACUACACAUUUUGGUACUCCAGACGGAACCCAGGGCGGCCGGCAAGCACUCAGAGCUACGAGCAGAACAUCAAACAGAUCGGCAGCUUCGCCUCGGUUGAGCAGUUCUGGCGUUUCUACAGUCACAUGAUCCGACCCGGCGACCUAACGGGCCACAGUGACUUCCAUCUUUUCAAAGAAGGCAUCAAACCCAUGUGGGAGGAUGACGCCAACAAGAUGGGCGGCAAGUGGAUCAUCCGUCUCAGGAAAGGCCUGGCGUCUCGCUGCUGGGAGAACCUGAUCCUGGCCAUGCUAGGAGAGCAGUUCAUGGUUGGCGAGGAGAUUUGUGGCGCUGUUGUGUCUGUCCGCUUCCAGGAGGACAUCAUCUCCAUCUGGAACAAAACGGCUAGCGACCAGGCCACCACAGCCCGCAUCAGAGACACACUGCGACGAGUCCUCAACCUGCCCCCCAACACCAUCAUGGAGUACAAGACACACACAGACAGCAUUAAAGCCUGGGAAGACUUCCAUGGUCUGGUGAAUGCUAGCAGUGGACGUUAGCCCUCCUGCCGCCACAGACCUCUGCAAGGUGUGUUAUGUAAUGUUGCUGUGGUGGAUGGCGAGGGCAUAUAACGUGUCCGGGUGGGGUCGAAGGAUACGCUCUGCGUGGAUUAACCGAGCGAAGGCCGGGAACAAGAGACGGGAAGAGCAUUCCUCCUAUUUGUCUGUUCGCGAGCGGUCAGAAAGCAAUUUCAGCAGAAGAGAGAAACCCGCAUUUUUUUUUUUUUUUUUUUUUUUUUAAACCAUUCUGAGGGCCGAAGACUCAGAUUUGGCAAAAUAAUUCUUAACCCCUUUUCCACUUUCAUUGUGUGUUCACAUCAGAUGAAUUGUUCAGCUGCUCACGAGACUCAAACACAGUUUGUGGUAGAUGUUAUUUUAAUACUGUACUGUAUUUUAACUGCAGUUCCUGUGUUCUUUUCCAAAUUUCUGCUGCUACUGUAUAUUGUACAUCUAUAAACAUAGGUCAUUACAAAUUAAAUCGGCAAUGAUUUGCCUUCUCUGGCUUGGAAGUGGAAUUCCAAAGGAUGAGGAGGGCGGGGGGUGGGGGGUGGGGUGGGGGGUAAUCUACAUAUAGAGUGUACAUGUACACUGGGCAUCUUCGAAUUGAACUGCCACACGGUUCUUAACUGGUCCAAGGAAUGGACUACGCUUUGUCUGUGGACAAUCUACAAAACGUUCUCUGCUUUUACUAUUUUGACGUAAGCAUGAAAGUCCACACAAUGUUUUUAAAAAAUAAUAAUUUAAAUUUAGUUUUCUCCAUCUAUUGGAAACCCAAUUUAGCAAAACUGUAAGACCACCAGUGUUCGGUGGUUGUGGUAACGGGUGUUGUGAAAAAUGAGAGCGAGGUGCGAUCGUGAUGUACGCUUGAUGGAUAAAAGCAAUAAAUUGAAAAAUAUGCA
Molecule: messenger RNA, 1907 nt
Organism: Syngnathoides biaculeatus (alligator pipefish)
Lineage: Eukaryota; Metazoa; Chordata; Actinopteri; Syngnathiformes; Syngnathidae
Gene: eif4e2
Product: eukaryotic translation initiation factor 4E family member 2
Exons: 9
Coding region: 262-1008 (248 amino acids)
Biological process (GO): translational initiation
Cellular component (GO): cytoplasm; eukaryotic translation initiation factor 4F complex
Molecular function (GO): RNA 7-methylguanosine cap binding; translation initiation factor activity
Source: RefSeq, a predicted model, not a curated record